ACCAACGGUAACCAUACGAUUCUUAUUACUGUUUUUUUAACCGCCAAAAAAAUGCUUUCCGCCGGAGUUCCUCUCGUCGGCGGCGACCAACUCCUCCUCCACCGUAGGAACCCCAGCCUACUGCUCCACGCUUUCAAACCAAUCGCAUUCAGUUCCUUCAUAGUGAGAUCAUCUUCUUCAAGCCUUAAAGAACUCGACAUUUCAUCAUCAUCAUCAUCGGAGGGCGACGAUGAUCGGCAAUUAAGUUCGACGCUUAGCGGUUCGGUGUCCUUCCCUCCGGUUAAGGUUGCAAAGCGAGUGGUUCUGGUGAGGCACGGACAGAGCACGUGGAAUGCAGAAGGUAGGAUCCAAGGGAGCUCCGAUUUCUCGAUUCUUACUCAGAAAGGGGAGGCUCAAGCUGAGACUUCCCGCCAAAUGCUCAUCGAUGAUUCAUUUGAUAUAUGCUUCUCCAGUCCCUUGAAAAGAUCAAAAAGAACCGCUGAAGUUAUAUGGGGUUCUCGGAAAGAGGAGAUCCUUACUGAUUCCGACUUGAGGGAGAUUGAUCUAUACUCGUUUCAAGGUCUCCUAAAGCAUGAAGGUAUAGCAAAAUUCGGUGCGGCUUUUGGUCAGUGGCAAAAAGAUGCUCCGAAUUUUAAUAUAGAUGGUCAUUAUCCGGUGAGGGAAUUGUGGACACGUGCUACAAGCUGCUGGAACAAAAUCUUGGUUCAUGAUAGUAGGUCGGUUCUCGUGGUUGCUCAUAAUGCCGUUAAUCAGGCUCUUGUUGCUACAGCAAUGGGCCUAGGAACUGAGUACUUCCGGAUUUUACUUCAAAGUAACUGUGGUGUAAGCGUGUUAGAUUUUGUCCCACGGCCUGAGGGUGGAUCUCCAUAUAUAUGUCUUAACCGAUUAAAUCAGACUCCAGGCUCACCUAUUGCUGCUGGAAGCUCUGCAGGCAGGAAAGCCGGUAACCGGAUCAUACUUGUCUGUCAUGGAUCCCAGGGAAAUCCCGAGGCUAGCAAUUUUGAUGCUGGUGACACAUCUAUGGACAUGCUUGGAAUUAUACAGUCGCAAAAAACAGCCGAACUGCUUCUAGAUUUGAAGGUGAAAUCAAUAGUUAGCAGCCCUAGAGUAACACCAACUGAAACUGCUAAUGCAAUUGCUCGUGUUCAAGAAGCUGCCGAAUGUCUUGGUGCUGAUUGUCUACCGCGAUAUGUGGAAACAAAGCAGAUGAAAGACCUCGACAUUCACGACAUUCUUAAUCGUUCAAAGAAGGAUUCGGUUAAUGCGUCGAGUCUACAAUCUGGCUGGAUAAAUGAGUUCGAAGAUGGAUUGUUAACAGAACUAUGGGACCGGUCAGGGACGGCCUGGAAAUCACUAUUGAACGAGUUAUCUAACGAAUCUGAACCAGAUAACGUUGUUGUAGCUGUUGGUCAUCCCAUCGUUACCGUCGGUCUAUUAGGCCAUUGCUUAAACCUAACAAAGGAUUGGAUGGGAUCGUUUCAUGUCGAUGCUGGUAGCAUUAGCGUCAUCGAUUUCCCCGAUGGCCCUUCUGGAAGAGGCGUUGUUCGUUGCAUAAACUACACUGCACAUCUCGGAAGGUGGUUGAUCCCCAUUACUAAAGCAACACAAGGCGAUGAAGAAUUCUAAACCCCGACUUCCCGAGCUCGUGGUCAUGCAUUUUCGGAUUAUAACCGCUUAUUCGUCUCGAGAAUGAUCGAAAAUCCAGCACGGUAAUGUUGGGAUCCCACAUGGAACAAGAAACAGAAAUAUACAUCUUUUAUAUAUUUAUAUUUUUGGUAACU
Messenger RNA from Cynara cardunculus var. scolymus (artichoke), 1781 nucleotides. RefSeq names its product probable 2-carboxy-D-arabinitol-1-phosphatase. Gene Ontology annotation, molecular function: phosphatase activity. The transcript is spliced from 9 exons. Lineage: Eukaryota; Viridiplantae; Streptophyta; Magnoliopsida; Asterales; Asteraceae. The record is from RefSeq and is a predicted model, not a curated record. The coding region runs from base 52 to 1626 and encodes 524 amino acids.